Molecule: messenger RNA, 1656 nt
Organism: Dioscorea cayenensis subsp. rotundata (Guinea yam)
Lineage: Eukaryota; Viridiplantae; Streptophyta; Magnoliopsida; Dioscoreales; Dioscoreaceae
Product: UDP-glucose flavonoid 3-O-glucosyltransferase 7-like
Exons: 2
Coding region: 134-1513 (459 amino acids)
Molecular function (GO): UDP-glycosyltransferase activity
Source: RefSeq, a predicted model, not a curated record
CGUGAUUACCUAAUGACAAUAAUAAUGCUAAUAAAGUUCACCAACAUUCGAUGUCAUUAAAUCUACCACGGAUGCAAGCUCAUCACUAACAAGAGAAGCUUCAUCAGCAACCAAGCUAAGUUGAGAGAAAUCCAUGGAACUCCACAUCUUCUUCCUCCCUAUGCUCACCCCGGGCCACAUGCUGCCCAUGGUCGACAUGGCCCGCCUCUUCGCCAACCGCGGCGUGCGCGCCACCAUCGUCACAACCCCAUUCAACGCCACCAACUUCUGCUCCGGGCCCAACCUCAACAUCCUCACCAUCCCCUUCUCCUCCGCCGUCACCGGCCUCCCCGACGGCGUCGAGAACCUCACCAACCUCCCCACCCCUGAAAUCCCCCCAGCCUUCGUCAAAGCUCUUGACUUACUUGAAUCUCCUUUCCGCAACCUUCUCUCCGAUCACCACCCAGACUGCAUCAUCUCCGACAUCUUCUACUCCUGGUCAUCGGACGUCGCUGCCGAAUUCGGCAUCCCAAGGUUAGUUUUCCAAGGCAUGGGUUUCUUCUCCCUUAUCCUCACCGGCAUCGUCUCUCAGUUAAAGACACACGAGACCGUCACCGGAGACGACGAGCCUUUCAUAGUACCAAUGAUACCUCAUGAGAUCAAGCUCAUGAGGUCAGAACUCCCCACCUACGUCUUGAAACCGAACGAUGAUAUUCGUAGGAUGGCCAAAGCUCAGGAUAAGAGCUACGGCAUGAUCAUGAACACUUUCCAUGAAUUAGAAGCAGAGUACGUUGGGCUCCUCAAGAUGUCAUGGCACAUGCGUGUGUGGCUCGUCGGUCCUGUCUCUCUUUGCAACCAAGGUCUUCUCGACCGCGGCAGUGAAGCUCCGGCGCAUGUCUCCCACCAGUGCCUCAAAUGGCUCGACAGUAAAGAACCAGGGUCGGUUCUUUACGUGUGUUUUGGGAGUUUGGGCAAGUUCACGCCCAUGCAGAUGCGUGAAAUAGCGUCUGGGCUUUUGGGUUCUGGACACCAGUUUAUUUGGGUGGUGAAAAGCUCCGGCGAGACUCCACCGUUGGUGGAUGAAGAGAAGGGUUUGGUUGUUGAUGGUUGGGCUCCUCAAGUGUUGAUAUUGAACCAUCCGGCGGUUGGAGGGUUCAUGACGCACUGUGGUUGGAACUCAAGCUUGGAAGGGAUUACCGCCGGCUUGCCGAUGAUCACUUGGCCGUUGUUUGCUGAACAGUUCUUCAAUGAGAAGUUGAUAGUGGAGGUGUUGAGGGUUGGGGUGUCUGUUGGGUUUAAGCAAUGUUGUAUGGAUAUGGAGAGGAGGAAGGUGGUGAAAGGAGAGGUGAUAGAGGUGGCUGUGAAGAGGUUGAUGGGUGGAGAAGUGGAGGCCGUUGAGAGGAAGAAGAGAGCAAAGGAGUUAAGUAAAAAGGCCAAGAUGGCCUUUGGUCAAGGUGGUUCGUCACACAGUGAUGUGAGUGGAUUAAUUCAAGAAUUGGUUGACCUUAAGGCUAAUAAAACAAAAGCUACUUAAAUCUCGGUGUUCAAGCUCUGGUUUUGUUUGUUUGUGGUGGGUCAAUGGUUUCUCAAUAUUUGUGAUUUUAUUUUAUUUUAUUUUUUUGAAAACUUUGCUCUUAAUUUAAGUCUUGUAUAUUAAUUGGAAUAAAUGCUUUCGGG